Molecule: messenger RNA, 684 nt
Organism: Vigna umbellata (rice bean)
Lineage: Eukaryota; Viridiplantae; Streptophyta; Magnoliopsida; Fabales; Fabaceae
Source: RefSeq, a predicted model, not a curated record
UCAAGAAUGAUGAACUUUUUGCAGGACAACGACAAAAAAAACAUCCUAGCUGUUCAAUCACUGAGGAACACAAUCAUGGGUGCGACCCUAAUGGCCACAACCUCUAUUCUGCUAUGCUCGGGCUUAGCAGCAAUCAUAAGCAGCACCUACAGUGUGAAAAAGCCACUUGAGGACACAGUUUAUGGGGGUCAUGGAGAGUUCAUGGUAUCACUCAAAUAUGUCACUUUGCUCUCCAUUUUCCUCUUCUCAUUCUUCUGCCACUCCUUGUCCAUAAGGUUCAUCAACCAAGUCAACAUCCUUAUCAACACCCCACAGGACCCCUUGUCCUUGGUCAGCCCUGAAUAUGUUCAUCAGAUCUUGGAGAAAGGCUUCCUUCUUAACACUGUUGGAAACAGACUCUUCUACGCUGCUCUUCCUCUUCUGCUUUGGAUCUUUGGUCCUGUCUUGGUCUUCUUGUGCUCUCUCACUAUGGUUCCUGUGCUUUACAAUCUUGACUUUGUCGUUACUGCCAAGGAUAAGUUGCACGUAAAUCAAAAUACACAUUUUGUAUGACCUAAUCUAAUGUAAAAAUCAUCACUGAUCAGUUAAGUCAGAUUUCAACUUUGUCUUUAUAUUAUAAUGUAAGAGUUCGAGAUGGUAUCAGAAAGGAUCUUACUGUGUUCAAUAACCUGGGUUUAGAAAAUG